AUGGACUCUUUAAAGAGUGUGUUCUUAGAGGAACAUAGAUUUCCAAAGGAAUUGGAUUCCUAUAGGAAUGAACUUUAUAAGGAGCGAGUUUUUAAAACAAUGUGGAUUCCUAGAGGAAUGUGGUGUAUGUUCUCAAAAGAAUGUGACUUCAAGUUCCAAGAGAAAAGAGAUUCAUACAAGAAUGAGAUUCUUGAAGGAAUAGACUUGUUGAGGAGUGAGUUCUUGAAGGAAUGUGGAUUCUCGAA
Molecule: messenger RNA, 245 nt
Organism: Dovyalis caffra
Lineage: Eukaryota; Viridiplantae; Streptophyta; Magnoliopsida; Malpighiales; Salicaceae
Source: the annotation of a GenBank genome assembly